Messenger RNA from Microthlaspi erraticum, 627 nucleotides. The record is from the annotation of a GenBank genome assembly. NCBI's taxonomy places the organism in Eukaryota, Viridiplantae, Streptophyta, Magnoliopsida, Brassicales, Brassicaceae.
AUGUCAGAGGUGGAUGAUGAAAUCACGAGGCUCUUCAAGGUGCGACGCACGGUGUUGCAGAUGCUGAGGGAUCGAGGUUACAGUAUGGAAGAUUCUGAUUUGAACUUGAAGAGAGAAGAGUUUGUUCAGAAGUAUUGUAUAGCUGCGAACAAAAUAAACAAGGAAGCUCUUUUCGUCCAAGCUAAUAAGGGGCCAAAUCCAGAUGACAAGAUUUACGUAUUCUACCCGGACGGCAAGGUGGGAGUCCAAGUGAUUAAAAACUUUGUGAUGAAGAUGAGAGACGAUAAAGUUCACCGAGGGAUCAUAGUUGUUCCAUUGCCCAUAACCGCUCCCGCGAAACACGGAGUAGUAGAGCUCAACAAGGUUGUAACACUUGAAGUCUUUGAGGAAGCCGAAUUGGUUACCAAUAUCACUGAGCAUAAACUAAUCAACAAGUACUAUGUACUCGACAACGAAGCCAAGAAAGAGUUACUCAAGAAGUACACAGUGCAAGACACACAGCUGCCUCGCAUCCUAGUCUCUGAUCCUGUUGCCAGAUACUAUGGACUCAAGCGAGGACAAGUUGUCAAGAUCAGACGAAGCGAUGUUACUUCUCUGGAUUAUUACACCUACCGAUAUGCAGUUUAA